CGCAUUCCCACGCUGUAUCUGUAUAGACAAGCGCUGCCGAAAAAACUCUUUGGCGCGUUUUUGGCCAGUGGCAGAAAUUAGGCAGCUUCCAACCUUGUCCACAAAUUUCUUAGUGCCACCGCUCCACGCACAGCUGGCUGAUGCCACGUUACGAUUUCGUUGCGGCGGCGUUCGAGAUUCACGGACCGUGGAGCGGUGGCACUAAGAAAUUUGUGGACAAGGUUGGAAGCUGCCUAAUUUCUGCCACUUUGCACUUAUUCGUGUAUCAAUAAUUUGAUGUGUGCAGCUUGCAUUAUCAAGAAAGGAAAAUCAUAUUGCGGGCUCACAGCCAAAUUGUUGGCGUCCAAAAAUUCGGGGCGCAUCGCCGUCUCCUAAAAUUUUUUCGUCGUCUUCUAGCACGCUUACUCACACCAGAAGUGACCUUAUUCAUUCAGUCACAAUCAACGAGAUACUGAAUGCAGCCAAAGCGCACAACGGCAGCGGCGUCAUGCAGCUCCAGGGUUACGGUCGCGGCCCGAGUUCGCGCAGCUUCCCCAUCGCGGAAUGGCCGCCCAACACGGAGCUCAUCCGGGCGCCGGAAGGCGACACUCUGGUCGUUCCCUGCAACAACAGCCGCGCGGCCAGCGAGACACCGGUUUCCCACACCGCGAUUCCGCCGGCGUACACCUACAACGGACAGCUUGUGUCCCUGGGCGCCACUACCACGGCCGUAUUCGAUACGUUCAAUGAACCGAAUUAUUGCUGCAACUGCACGAAGGAUUCAGCUUCGUUGCGAUUUGCUACGCGGGGCAAAAUGCUUGAUGUGGCCACCGGAGCCUUUUCCAUCCUACUGCCGCACUUCUCCUACUCCAACACCGGUCUGUACGAGUGCCUGCACUCCGACGGGACGCAGCUGGUCGUGACGCAGCGCUACUGGGUCACCGUCACCCUCGCCCGCCACGAGGUCUUCCACCGGCCCAUGCAGAACAUCACCGUCCGCUACGGUGACCCCGCGGAGAUGGUCUGCCCCGUCCGGUUCCAUCUGCUCCCCGGAUUCCUGAAAACCCGCUUCCUGUGGCGCACGGGGAGUUAUCUGCUGAUAGCCCGCUCCAUCCCGGAGGUGGCCGAUAAGGCCGGGCCGUGGUGGGGCUUUGGAGGGCGCUUUGAGUUCGGCCGGGAUGACGAGGGUCACUGCAACGCCACCAUGAAGUUUAACAGUGUCACGUAUAAGGACGCCGGUCUGUACGAGUGCUGGUUCCGCAUCAACGGCCGGCUGGAUGAGUGGAUUAUGCAGGAAGCCUAUCUGCACGUCAUUUAACCGCAAAUUAAGCCGGCGCUUAGGCGACUGCGACUGUCUGCGUGCACGUGCAGAUGAGCUUUCUUUCAUUUACAGCUGUAUCUCUGACGGUUGAUUUUUACCGUGGAACGGUCCGGCAGUUUCGUUGAGGUUGCAUUUGUCUACCACGAAAUCAGCAAGGAAUUUUGUUAGAGCUUAUUUUCUGCACUCUGAAAUAGUCACGGAUUUUUCCGCUGAAUUUGAUUCUAAACGGUUUGUGCGAUACAUUCCGGUGGCUUCUUGUUUUAAAUGAAUUAUUCGGCCGCUGGCCCAUCAUCCAGUUCCUACCGAAACUGUUUUCCGCCUCAGUAU
Molecule: messenger RNA, 1627 nt
Organism: Paramacrobiotus metropolitanus
Lineage: Eukaryota; Metazoa; Tardigrada; Eutardigrada; Parachela; Macrobiotidae
Exons: 4
Coding region: 488-1297 (269 amino acids)
Source: RefSeq, a predicted model, not a curated record